AUGAGCCCCAUCCGGAUCGGACUGACGCGAGCUCUGCUCGGCGCGCUUCUGCUUUGCCAGCCUGUACUCGGCGUUCCGGGUGUUGCCAAGGUGCUUCCACAAGCAUGUGCAUCCUCUACUUCAUCCGCGCCGACGGCUAGAACAGCAGCCACCGCCGCGACUAUCUGCAACGGCCGCGCGGAAUACUGUACGCGCUCUUAUUCAAAUGUGACUUUUAUGGGCUCGCACGACUCGGCGUUUGUCGGGGAGCUGCCCCAGCAGAACCAGAACAUCGAUAUCAAGGCGCAGCUGGACAUGGGGAUCAGGUUCCUGCAGGCACAAACCCACCAUUCUAUCACAGAUGACAAAGUCCUGGAACUGUGCCAUACUUCCUGCUGGCUCGAGGAUGCAGGAACCCUCAAGUCAUUCCUAGGGACUGUCAAGGGCUGGUUGGACGACAACGUAAACGAAGUGGUUACCCUGCUUCUGACAAACGGGGACUCGGUUGCUAUCUCCGAGUUCGGAGAUACGUUCUCCAGCAGUGGCAUUGAUUCCUAUGCGUUUGUCCCAUCCUCCAGCCCGAAUACACUUCCGUUCGAUAGCUGGCCCACUAUUGGUGAUUUGAUCUCGAGCGGGAAGAGACUUGUAGUAUUUCUGGACUAUGGUGCCGACGCUACAAAGGUUGACUAUAUUCUCAAUGAGUUUGACUAUUACUUUGAGACGCCGUACGACGUGACCGACCCCUCCUUCUCGAACUGCAGCAUUAACCGUCCCCCCGGUGCCUCUGCAUCAGGCCGCAUGUACAUCGUCAACCACUUUCUGGAUGUAGAUAUUCUGGGUAUCCUGAUCCCGGACCGCGACCAUGCCUCCAUAACCAAUGCAGCAACUGGUGUUGGUAGUCUUGGGGCGCAAGCAGCUGAAUGCGAGGCGCUAUAUAACCACGCUCCGAACGCAAUGCUGGCAGAUUUUGUUGACAAGGGCGAUGUGAUUGCCGCACAGAACGCACAGAAUGGAUUUUAG
This is a messenger RNA of Penicillium cinerascens, 999 nucleotides long. RefSeq lists its product as uncharacterized. NCBI's taxonomy places the organism in Eukaryota, Fungi, Ascomycota, Eurotiomycetes, Eurotiales, Aspergillaceae. Bases 1 to 999 code for a protein of 332 amino acids. The transcript has 2 exons. Gene Ontology annotation, biological process: lipid metabolic process. The record is from RefSeq and is a predicted model, not a curated record. Gene Ontology annotation, molecular function: phosphoric diester hydrolase activity.